AUGGCGGCGACGGCGGCAAAUUUUCAUACUUUUCUGGCAAUUCUUUUGCUGUUGAUACCCAUAGCAGCAAAAGGAAAUAGUAUUUUCCCUCCUUUUAUUGACAACAUAUGUGAAGAAGUGCAAUGUGGAAAAGGAACUUGCGAGGCAAAUCAGAGCUAUCCUUUUAGCUUCAGAUGCAACUGCGAGAAUGGUUGGAAGCGCACGCGUCUUGAGAGUGAACAAGAUCUUGAAUACCUUCCUUGCAUCAUUCCCGAUUGCUCCCUUGACUACUCGUGCAUGCCGGCAGCGUCACCACUUCCACCGGUUCCCUACAAUAUAUCUUUCUUUGACCCAUGUUAUUGGAUCUACUGCGGGGAAGGGACGUGCACGAAGAAUAAAACAUAUACGCACACAUGCCAGUGCAACAGCGGCUCUAGUAAUUUGCUCAAUAUCUCGGCCUUUCCAUGCUACAACGAUUGUGCCAUUGGAUCUGAUUGUCAAAGGCUAGGAAUUCAGACCUCCCGCUCCACUUCCAGCCCAUCUUCAAAUAAUAAUAAUGACAAUAAUCAAGCGACGUCGUUUUUGCCGGGGGAGUUCACCUGGAUAACGAUUUUGCUUAUAUCCGCUAUUAUGGCUUUUUAUAAGUAA
Molecule: messenger RNA, 627 nt
Organism: Fraxinus pennsylvanica
Lineage: Eukaryota; Viridiplantae; Streptophyta; Magnoliopsida; Lamiales; Oleaceae
Source: the annotation of a GenBank genome assembly